AUGAGAAUAACAAAUAGGGCAGCACUUAAACCUGCUGCAACAACUUCUACUCUCAAUUCUUCCAAUUACCAAUUAACAACACCAAAAGCUACCCCUACAACAAUAUCCACCAUGUGUAUCGUUAAAUCGACCACCAGAACCUGCGGCAACUGCGAAGCCGAGGACCUCGUGCUUAUUGACGAAGACCUAUGCGAAGCUGUCAAGGAGGGCAAGGCCUGUCCGGGGAAGAAGAAGAUUGUGCUCGACAAGGCAUGGCUGUGUCCAGCAUGCCAUGCCAAUACAGCUAGUGGCACGUGCUACACGGAGCCAUAUGACUAUCAACCAAAGAUCCAACAAGAAGUCGCCAAGAAAGAGACUGGUUCCUUCGCGGAUAAGGUCAAGAAGGUGUUUGGCAAGAAGUAG
This is a messenger RNA of Fusarium proliferatum ET1, 402 nucleotides long. RefSeq lists its product as uncharacterized. The record is from RefSeq and is a predicted model, not a curated record. Bases 1 to 402 code for a protein of 133 amino acids. The transcript has a single exon. NCBI's taxonomy places the organism in Eukaryota, Fungi, Ascomycota, Sordariomycetes, Hypocreales, Nectriaceae.